UACGAAGCCAGCAGAACAACUCGCACCUACAAAGCCAGCAGAGCAACCUGCACUUACAAAGCCAGCAGAACCUGCACCUACGAAGCCAGCAGAACAACCUGCACCUACAACGCCAACAGAACCUACACCUACAACGCCAUCAGAACAACCUGCACCUACGAAGCCUGCAGAACAACCUGCGCCUACAAAGCCUGCAGAACCCGCACCUACAAAGCCAGCAGAACAACCUGCACCCACAAAGCCUACAGAACAACCUUCACCUACAAAGCCAGCAGAACAACCUGCUCCUACAAAGCCAACAGAACCUACACCUACAAAGCCAGCAGAACAACCUGCACUUACAAAGCCAACAGAACCUACACCUACAAAGCCGGCAGAACAACCUACACCUACAAAGCCAGCAGAACAACCUGCACCUACAAAGCCAACAGAACCUACACCUACAAAGCCAACAGAACAACCUGCACCUACAAAGCCGGCAGAACAACCUGCACCUACAAAGCCGGCAGAACAACCUGCACCUACAAAUCCAACAGAACCUGCACCUACAAAGCCGGCAGAAGAACCUGCACCUACAAAGCCAACAGAACAACCUGCACCUACAAAUCCAACAGAACCUGCACCUACAAAGCCAACAGAACCUGCACCUACAAAGCCAACAGAACAACCUCCACCUACAAACCAGCAGAACAACCUGCACCAACAAAGCCUACAGAACAACCUGCACCAACAAAGCCUACAGAACAACCUGCACAUACAACCACAAAUUCUAAGGAAGAACCUACAACCACUAGACCCAAGGAGGAGCCUACAACCACUAAACCUAAGGAAGAACCUACAACUACUAAGCCUAAGGAGGAGCCUACAUCCACAAAACCUAAGGGGGAGCCUACAACCACAAAACCUAAGGAGGAGCCUACAACCACUAAACCUAAGGAGGAGCCUACAACCACUAAACCGAAGGAGGAGCCUACAACCACAAAACCUAAGGAGGAGCCUGUAAUCACAAAACCUAAGGAGGAGCCUACAACCACUAAACCUAAGGAAGAACCUACAACUACUAAACCUAAGGAGGAGCCUACAACUACUAAACCUAAAGAGGAGCCUACAACCACAAAACCUAAGGAGGAGCCUACAACUACUAAACCUAAGGAGGAGCCUGUAACCACAAAACCUAAGGAGGAGCCUACAACUACUAAACCUAAGGAGGAGCCUACAACUACUAAACCUAAGGAAGAACCUACAACUACUAAACCUAAGGAGGAGCCUACAUCCACUAAACCUAAGGAGGAGCCUGUAACCACUAAACCUAAGGAGGAGCCUACAACCACUAAACCUAAGGAAGAACCUACAACUACUAAACCUAAGGAGGAGCCUGUAACCACAAAACCUAAGGAGGAGCCUACAACUACUAAACCUAAGGAGGAGCCUGCAACCACUAAACCUAAGGAGGAGCCUACAACCACUAAACCUAAGGAAGAACCUACAACUACUAAACCUAAGGAGGAGCCUACAUCCACUAAACCUAAGGAGGAACCUACAACUACUAAACCUAAGGAGGAGACUAAGCCAUCGGAGAAAGAGGCACCCGCUCCUAAGGACGAGAAGGCACAGAAAACCCAGGAAACAAAGAAACCUUCGACAGACAAGAAAACCCUGGCUACUGUUCCGGACGAGACCGAGAAGAAAAAUGUCGAAACCGACUCUAAGGACAAAGAGACGGAACCAAAGGAAACGGCUACAGAACCCACUGAAACUGAGAAGAAAAAUCUUGAAACUGACCCUAAAAAUAAAGAGACAACACCGAAAGAAACGGCAACAGACCCGGCUGAAACCGAGAAGAAAAAUCUUGAAACCGACUCUAAGGACAAAGAGACGGAACCAAAAGAAACAGCUACAGAACCGACCGAAACCGAGAAGAAAAAUGUUGAAACCGACUCAAAAGACAAAGAGACAAAACCAAAGGAAACUGCGACGGAGCCGAAUGAAACCGACAAAAAGGUUCUCUCUACAGACCCUGAAGAGAAGGCGGUUAAGACACCACAGACAGAGCCUCCGAAAUCAGAUGAGAAGAGCAUCAAGAGUACAGAAACAAAAAGCGUCCCUAAGGACGACAAAACGCAAGCUACAGUACCGCCUGAAAAGUCUAACGUUGAAACGUCAACUAAACCGGAAGAAAAAGACGCCAAAGACACGGAAACUGUGCCUGUCAAAACUGACAACAAAGACUUGGGCACAGUGAAGGAAGAGCCGGACAACAAGGAUGUGGCUACUACAGGCGAUCCAAAGGUUGCCACAGAUAAGAAAACCUUAGCAACGGUUCCGGACGAGACCGAGAAGAAAAAUCUUGAAACCGACUCAAAAGACAAAGAGACAAAACCAAAAGAAACUGCGACGGAACCAAAUGAAACCGACAAGAAAGUUCUCUCUACAGACCCUGAAGAGAAGGCGGUUAAGACACCACAGACGGAGCCUCCGAAAUCAGAUGAGAAGAGCGUCAAAAGUACUGAAACAAAAAGCGUGCCCAAGGACGACAAAACGCAAGCUACAGUACCGCCUGAAAGGUCUAACGUUGAGACGGCAACAAAACCAGAGGAAAAAGACGCCAAGGCAACGGAAACUGUGCCUGCCAUCACCGACAACAAAGACUUGGGUGCAGUGAAGGAACAGCCAGACACUAAGGAUGUCUCUACUAUCAGCGACCCGAAAGUUGCCAAGGAUCUCACCACCACUCCGAAAGAGAAGGUAGCAAAGACGACUGAACCAGACGUUGAAGAAAAACCCGACAAACAGACCGCCACGGACACGACAGAGAAGGAUUCCAAAUCCACGGAGACAGUUGCUCCUGUUACCGUACCAAAGGAAACGGAAACGAAGGUGGAAGAAAAAGAAGGAAAGCAGACAGGAACAGAGCCCAUCCCAAAAGAAGACAAGGGAACCGCAACGGAUCUCAAGACGAUUACAGAUAAGAAAACGGUCGCUACUGAGAAGGAAGCUAAGGAUGACAAGGCGGCAGAAACAGAAAAGGAAGCGAAGAAUGAAAAGUUUCUGGAAACGGAUCUGGACGAAGUGAAGAAGAAAGACCUGGCAACAGUUAAGGAGACACCUGUGGAGAAAGGCGUAGAAACAGAUAAAACUCCUACCGAGAAUGUCGUCACUGCUACUGAUGCGGAGGAGAAAGUCGCUAAGGUGAAGGAAACCGAUAAGACGCAGAAAGAAGACGUGGGGACCGCCACGGAGAAGGAGGAGAAAGUGGCGAAGGAUGCAGAAACAGAUGCACCUGAGAAAGAGGUGAAAACCAAUACAACAGACAAGGUAGAGAGAUCAGUAAAAGAAAUCAUGGUCGAGAAUGAAAAAGACGAGAACAGUACACAGACGACCAAGGAGUCGUCUGAGAAGGCCUUGGAAACACUCAAACAAGAAAAGGACGAGAAGAUAUCUGCCACCGACAUAGAGGAGAAAUUGCCGAAGACCACCGAAACUGAAAAAGAGGAGAAAAGCGCAAAACAGAUCGGCGUUAAGAUCGAAGUUACGAAGACUGACCAAGCAACAGAUACAAAGAAGGACAUCGAAGAUGAGAAAGUCAUUGAAACUGAUGCAAAAGAGAAGGGAACCACCGCAGUGUAUCAAACAGAAAAGGAAACAAAGGAGCAAAAGGACGUAGUGACGGAGAAGAAAGAAGUUCUACAAAAGCAGAUUCUCACAGAUCAAGUGGCCACAGCAGACGCGGGAAAUAUCACAGAGGCUUCUAUAAAGGGUGAUAAGAACAUAGCUACCUUCGGCUUUGGCACAACAAGUCAAGGCUCACAGACGGAGAAAGAUGUUACGGAUAAGACGAUUGGUAUCGCGAAAGACUUGCAGAAUAAAGAACACGGAACAGACGCCAUUGCUGUCAGCACCGGAGAGACACAGACUGAGAGCCAAGGAGUGAUCUCGUCUGACACUCAAACCGAAAAGGUUGAGGUUGAAGCCAAGAUAAUCGCAACCGAAAUAGAAGAGAAGAUAAUUAAAGAAACGCUUGAAAAAAUCAUAGUGACAGACAAGGUUGCAGUUCAGGACAGCGGUACUCAGAAGUCAGGACCUCACACUGAUCCUAAAGGUACCCAGACUGAAGUCGCUGAAAAGGAGGAAGUCAAAGCAGUGGAGCAAGUCGCAAAGGACAUCCAAACUGACAUCAUAAAGAAGGUUGGCAAGAAGACCGGUACUCCAGGCGGCAGGCCACGUGAUUAUGCAAAUACUCCGGCACAGACAGACGAAUGGAAGCCUGAGCCAGAAAAACAGGAAGAAAAGAUCGAGAAGACGGUAGAAGCUGUUGCGGUCAAGCCAGUCGAACCAGUACGCGAGACAGGAGAAAAGGUCAUCGAGACCGACAAACCGAUCAAAGUGAGCAAGAAAACAGGCACCAAAGGUAGUCGGGCAUACGUGGAGUACAGAAGCAGCGGUAUUCAAACCGAUCAGGAGGCUGUUGAAGAAAAGGAAGAAAUCAAAUCGGCAAAUGUCGGCAUUCAAACAGACGUCAUCAAAGAGGAAACAGUCCCGGUCACCAUAACUGCUGGAUGCCAGACAGACACCGUGGUCAAGGAGGAAAAAGUCACACAGGUUACUAGAGAACCUGACAAAGCCAAACCGAUAGAAGUAAAGAAAGAAUCGGCAAGUGUCGGCAUUCAAACAGAGGUCAUCAAAGAAGAAGUAGUAGCACCGAAAGAGCCCGUUACAAUCACCGUAACUGUUGGAUGCCAAACACUAGAAAUAAAAGAGACCGUCGCUACGGGUUCCGUGAAUGUACAGACAGACGUGACUGGGUCUGACAUCGAUGGGUGGCAAACACAUCAACGCGAGAAGGUCGUACAAGAGGAGAAGGCGGUCACCAUAAGUGAGUCCUCACAAACCCCGAGCAAGGAGAUGAAGGAUCAAGGACUACAGUUCUCGCCUAAGAUGGGCAACAUUGGAGUGCAGUUUGGGCCCAAACAGGACUCGGCCGUCACCCAGACCGAAGCCGACAAGGUGAAGACCAUUUACCGGAGCUUGGAGACACUGAAGGACAUUAAGAGGUAUCGAAGUAUGGAAACCUUCAAACGAAAGGAAAGCAAAGAAGACAUCGGGCCAAAUCCCACUUCCCCGGAUACUAAAGACGAGGAAGAAGUGACACCACUGCCGUCCGUCCAACCGCCUGUGACGACGCCCACGUACAUCAUCAUUCCGACGUCACCGCAGCCGUACCAACCGUGGCCAUGGGUUAAUCCACCACGCAGUUAUUCCUCCGCAAGUUCCUCUUCUUCCUCGGGAGACAUCUGGGACCGCCGCUCCACCCCAGAGGAGGUCACACCCGUCCCAAAACCUGCCAGGGAGAAACAGUACUGCUCCGGCUGUCAGCACGAGUUCCACGUUAACGACAAGAUCAUCAACUACAACGGGGACCAAUACCACGAGAUCUGCAUCCCGAGGAAGUAUUGCCACGCCUGCGAGGAACCCUUUCAGAAUGACGAGAAGAAAAUCUACCAUAAUGGCCAACUGUUUCACGACAAGUGCAUGGUCCUGGUGGAUAUCAAGGAGACUACAGUAGAGAAGGGAGUGGAAGUUUGUGCCGAAUGCUCUCUUCCAAUCAAGGAGGACGAGACUACUGUCAUGUACAAUGGAUACGAGUUCCACCAGAAAUGCCUUCAACAGGACGAUGAGUACAAAUGCCAGGCGUGCAAACAGCCUAUGAAUGACAACGACCGCAUGAUCACUUACAACGGCGUGGACAUCCAUGACUACUGCAUACCAUUACUGAAACAGAUAAUGGCAGGAGAGAAACCCGGACAACCGAAUGUCAGCCCAAGCCAGCAUCCGGACUGCCAGAUAUGCGGAACCCGACUGGGUCCAGACGCAGUAGAAGUGAGCGGAAAGGGUUACUGUCCCAAAUGUUACCCCAUGGUCCAGUAUCCAGUCUGCAAUGGCUGCGGGGAGGAAAUCACAGGUCCGUCUGUGACUGGAUUGAACCGGAAAUGGCAUCCUGAGCACUUUAGCUGCUCCGAUUGCGGGGUCCCAUUCGAGCAGCUGAACCGGGUUUACUACGAGUACAACGGAAGGGCCUACUGUAAACGCCACUAUGACGAGAAUUUUCAGAUAUGUUACCACUGCAACCAACCAGUAGAGGGAGAACCCGUCGGAGUGUUCAACAAGUUCUGGUGUGACGACCAUUUCAAGUGUUCGUUCUGUGACGCCCCGUUCACUCUUAAGUCGAAGUUUUACGAAGUUGACCAGCGCCCGGCCUGUAAGAUGUGUUACAAGGCACUUCCACGUAUGGAGAAGCGGAAGACAAAGUUACCAAAACGGAAGUGA
Molecule: messenger RNA, 6324 nt
Organism: Branchiostoma belcheri (Belcher's lancelet)
Lineage: Eukaryota; Metazoa; Chordata; Leptocardii; Amphioxiformes; Branchiostomatidae
Product: titin-like
Exons: 18
Biological process (GO): cell-cell junction organization; positive regulation of integrin-mediated signaling pathway; cell-cell adhesion
Cellular component (GO): cytoplasm; focal adhesion; cell-cell junction
Source: RefSeq, a predicted model, not a curated record